CGCCCCCCUUUUCUCCGAGCCUUUAUCUCUUCCGACCAUCUCUAGGCGAAACCCUGUGGUACCAGGAGCGGAUCCGCACGCGUCCCCGCUCUGCCUGUCCGUCUGUCGCGCCCCUGCCACCCUGCGCACCCUGCGCACCCUGCGCACCCCCCUGGGCUCCUCGCCGCUCCGGGGGGGCUGGGAGGAGGAACUGCACUUUCUUUUUGUGCGUCUGAGCGGACCUUCUCUUGCACCGACCUUCUCUCUCGCAGCCUCUCCGAACCCGCGCCGAGAUUUUCUUUUAUUUUGUUUUGGUUUUUCUUUUCAGCGUUCGCAUUUCUUUCUUUAUCCUCACCCGAGAGAUGCGGGAGGAGUUAGGAAGCUCAGGGACGGAUGGGGGGUUCGUUUCUCCUUUUUUCCGCCCCCCCCCUCGCCAGCUCUUGAAGGACCAGAGGAAAAACUAAACCAAACAUUUAUUUCCCGACGGCGUCUCCCCCUCCUGCCCCUCUCCGCCGGACCGGGGAAUUAACCAAAUCUCACAUUGCACCCCAAAAUAAUUAUUAUAAUAAUAAUAAUCAUAGAGAAGAAAGGAGGGACGGACGCAUUGUUACCCCGACCCGCGGCGUGCCUGCGCGCCGGGCCGCGGCCGAACAAAGCCGGCAGAGCGCCGGGCUCCGCGCAGCCAGCGCCGGGCUCCGCUCCCGGGUUCCGCGGCGGCGGGGGCGGCGGCGGCUCCGCGGGCCGCCGCGGGGAAGGACAGGCCGAGGGGGCGGGCGAGAGGGAAUAAUCCCGGCCGGUGCUAUCGCCGCGUCCCUUUUGUUAUUUGUCGCGAUCGGGGAAGAGGAGGAAGAGGAGCGGGGUAAACGGCACUUUCCAGAGCGACCCCCCCCCCCAAAGCCAGCUCGCAGCCGCCGGUGCGUUGCAGCCCGCUGCCCCGAAUUCCCGGGCGGAGGCAGAGUCGGAUGGGGGCAAUGCUCCUUCUCCCCUGAUGCAUCGGUCAUUUGAACUGUAAAGGAAUCGCCGAGGGGGCGAGGGGACCUGCAGAGAGAGGCUGUCCAAACGACUCCGCCGAGGCUCCUCCGCCCCCUCCAAGAUGAUGCUGAGCCCGGACCAAGCCGCCGACUCCGACCACCCCUCGUCGGCGCCCUCCGACCCGGAGUCGCUGGGCGGCGCGGACCCCCAGGCGCUCAGCUGCUGCGUUUCCGACCCGGAGCCGGCCGAGGGCGGCGGCGGCGAGGGCCGGGGCGGUGGCGGCGGCGGCGGGGAGGGCCGGGGCGGGGGGCGGCCCGGGCUGCACCCGCCGCCGCUCAGCCGGGAGGAGAAGCGGCGGCGGCGCCGCGCCACGGCCAAGUACCGCUCGGCCCACGCCACGCGUGAGCGCAUCCGCGUGGAGGCCUUCAACCUGGCCUUCGCCGAGCUGCGCAAGCUGCUGCCCACGCUGCCCCCCGACAAGAAGCUCUCCAAGAUCGAGAUCCUGCGCCUCGCCAUCUGCUACAUCUCCUAUCUCAACCACGUCCUGGACGUGUAGCCGGGCCGACGGACCCCCGGACCCCCCGCGCCCCCCCGGCGCUGCCCCCCCUCCCCCCCCUCCCCCCCCCCCCCCCUCCCCCCGGGAGCCCCGUUUUUCGGAGCGACGCGUAAAACCGGAUCGUCUCUUCAGGCUGUCAAGUGCCCCUUUAUAUAUAUAUCCAAAAACAUCUACUUGUGACCUUAAACGUGUGACCCAUGGGUGCAGUUAAAAAUAACUAUUUUUUAUUUAUGGUAGAAGGAGUCGACAAUUUAUUUUUUUCAAGAUUUAUUUAUUUUUCAGAGUGGCGGCGAUUUUACUUUGGAUACUUUGUGCCAAUUGGUUUCUAUAGUCGGGUGUUUACACUUUCUCCUGUGGAAUAUUACGUUUAACUUUAUGAGUGUUCGUUGGGAUCGAGACAGUGUUCCUUUUCCUUUUUCUUAUUUUAAUUUAUUUUCCCCUCCUAUUAUAUUGCACUUGUGUACGACAAACCUCCCCUUCCUCCCUGUUUAUAAGUAUAUUUUAUAUAUAUCAAGGCAUUCGUUCUUGACCUUUUUUCUUUUUUUUCUCGUGUGGGAUCGACAACCACUAGCACUUAACUAGGAGAGUUUUUUUAAAACUUGUUGUUAUUCUGAUCUAUAGUUACGUCUGAAAAGUACUUUGCAAAUCGUUUAUAAGGGAAGUAGUUUCUUUGUGGGUGUAUAUGUGCGUGUGUGUAUACAUGCAUGUGUGUGGGAGUGAGCGUGGGCGUGUAUGUGUGUGGUAUAUUUUUAGGAAAGGAAAUUUUUCCUAAAAAAGAAAAAAAAAAAAAAAGAAAGAAAAGUAAAUCCAGGACUGCUUUCCUUUGUGACAACCAAAAAAAUUCUAUAACCUGAAAAUAUUUCAUGUUCUUUGCUGUGAAUCUCUUAAAACAAGAAGCGCAUUCUAGGGACAAAAGAGAAGAAGAAAAACCACAUCUGCUAUCCAAAGAUUUUAGUCUUUUUCAGGGUUUUUUUGUGUGUCUCUGUUGCUUUAUAUAAUGCAAUAUUUUGUAGUGAAAAUAGAUAAAUCUGGUUUCUAUCUGAUGCGUUUUUCAUAUCUCUCAUGAAUGGUGAGCUGUUUUGCAUAUAAAUAAAAGUAUCAAA
Falco peregrinus (peregrine falcon) is the source of this 2610-nucleotide messenger RNA. RefSeq names its product nescient helix-loop-helix 2 (gene NHLH2). The transcript is spliced from 3 exons. Bases 1073 to 1507 code for a protein of 144 amino acids. Gene Ontology annotation, molecular function: RNA polymerase II cis-regulatory region sequence-specific DNA binding; DNA-binding transcription factor activity, RNA polymerase II-specific; protein dimerization activity. Lineage: Eukaryota; Metazoa; Chordata; Aves; Falconiformes; Falconidae. The record is from RefSeq and is a predicted model, not a curated record. Gene Ontology annotation, biological process: regulation of transcription by RNA polymerase II.